UCAUCGUCUGACAGCGAGAAGCGCUUCCUGGUUUCUUUUACAAGAGAGGAACAUGAACAUCAACAUGAGUGGGUAUAGUUACCAGUGGGCUGAAGAUGACUUCCUUCCACCAGGAGUAAUUCGACUCACUGCCACACAACCAGAUGAUGGUAAAACCUACGUCAUGUAUCAUGGCACCACGUGGGCAAAUGCUACAAGCAUCAUGGCUUCAGGUUUUUGUCAAUCUGCUGAUGGGAUGCUUGGCCCCGGCGUCUACCUCAGUAGAGACCUGCAGAAAGCAAGCCGCUAUCCGAUUGAUCACCCGGAGUAUGACAAGGUUGUUUUAAAAGUUAAAGUCAACGUGGGAAAAGUGGCUGUCAUCAACCAUCAGCACCAUCCAUUCCAGAAGACCUGGAGUCAGUACGGGUACGACACCGCCUGGGUGCCACCCAACUGUGGGAUGGUGAAGAGCGGUCUGGAAGAGAACUGCAUCUACGACCCGCGUAGAAUCCAGAUCCUUCAGCUCAUCAAACCAGUCCAAGUCUCGGGCCAGCCUUUCUCUUAUCCAUAUGGUGCAUACGGUUACAUGUACACAAACGACAGUCAGGACCUGUCCCCCAACCUGAAGGCGGAGGAAGGCUCCCUCUCAUCCACCGGGGUAAACCCCAACGUACAGGCACCAAGUUGUGGGGGGUUUUUAAGGCAAGCAGAGCGGGAAGCUGACACACUCCGAGGCGGACACGAACACAGGAACAUCAACAUGAGUGGGUCUAGUUACCAGUGGGCUGAAGAUGACUUCCUUCCACCAGGGGUAAUUCGACUGAGUGCCCAACAACCAGAUGAUGGUAAAACCUACGUCAUGUAUCAUGGCACCACCCGGGCAAAUGCUCAAAGCAUUAGGGCUUCGGGUUUUCGCCGAUCCGCCGAUGGGAUGCUUGGCCCCGGUGUCUACCUCAGCAGAGACCUGGAAAAAGCAAGCCGCUAUCCGAUUGGUCUCAGUGACGAUAACAAGACUGUAAUCAAAGUUAAAGUGAAUGUGGGAAAAGUGGUUGUUAUUAAUCGACAGAACCACCCGCGCCAGAAGACCUGGAGUCAACACGGCUACGACACCGCCUGGGUGCCGCCCAACUGUGGGAUGGUGAAGAGCGGCCUGGAGGAGAACUGCGUCUACGAUCCCAGUCGAAUCCAGAUCCUUCAGCUCAUUGGUCCAAAGAAAGUCCAAACCCAGCCUUGCCAUUGUGGAUGUGGUUCACGCGGUUACAUGUAGAGGUGUAACCUGCAGUUACUGGCUUCUUUUGUAUGUUCAAGUCUAUUUUAUACAUUUGUAUACAAAAGUAUUUUGUAGCCUACCUGUGUCAUUGUGAGCUGGAAAAUAAAAAUGAUAAGUGAUGAA
Molecule: messenger RNA, 1372 nt
Organism: Melanotaenia boesemani (Boeseman's rainbowfish)
Lineage: Eukaryota; Metazoa; Chordata; Actinopteri; Atheriniformes; Melanotaeniidae
Exons: 6
Coding region: 53-1246 (397 amino acids)
Cellular component (GO): cytoplasm
Molecular function (GO): NAD+ poly-ADP-ribosyltransferase activity
Source: RefSeq, a predicted model, not a curated record